Messenger RNA from Recurvomyces mirabilis, 1092 nucleotides. RefSeq lists its product as uncharacterized. NCBI's taxonomy places the organism in Eukaryota, Fungi, Ascomycota, Dothideomycetes, Mycosphaerellales, Teratosphaeriaceae. The transcript has 2 exons. The record is from RefSeq and is a predicted model, not a curated record. The coding region runs from base 1 to 1092 and encodes 363 amino acids.
AUGCGACAUGAUCUAGACGAAGAGAUGGAGCAGCUCGAAUCUGGUAAAAGUCACGAGAGUCAGGAGAGACAGAUUACGCAACGUCAGCUUGGCACGGAGCGCAAAAGGUGUGCUGCACGAGGGAAAAGGCUUCGCGUUGUACGUCUGCAACUCGCGGAACUUGACGCCGUUGACAGAGCUACGAUUAUGCGGUCGAAGACAAUGGAUAUGAGUCUGGCUGAAGCAGUGGAGGGACUCCAAGAUGAUCUGGCUGUGCAGGCGCAUAUUCUCGCUCUAGUUUGUAGGCGAGAUCGUGGAGCAAAUACCACUACCACGAAGGAUAUGUGGAAGUCGCUUGCGGAUGGCCUUGUCCGCGAUCAGAAGAAAAAGAGUCAAAUGUUGGUGAUGCAGAAGCUGGAGCACGAAGUCCAGACGGAAAAGCAGGAGACUGAGAAGGACCGGGACAAGAUUGUUCGUCUGCAGCGUGCAAUCUUGUUCAUGGUGCGUGAUGGUCCGAAGAAGGAGAAGCUUGCUGGUGUUUUGGAGGAGUUGGUUAGUGGUCAGUGUUCGAGAAGGGAGUCUGCGGUGAUGGAAGCAUCAUCAGGCAACAAAAUCCCGAAUCCGAGGCAGGCACGUCUGACGGUGUCGACAUCGGAGGAACGCAAAGCUGAUACAGUGGGACUGAUCGAUGGAAACGAGGCGAAGCGCAAGAAGGUCAGAGGAAUCAGGCCUUCCUGGGCUUAUUGUAUGAGCGAGCAGAGAAUGGAUGAUCUGACGAAUGUACAGCCGCAUUCUUUGCUUUCCGACGACGACAUGGUAUCAGCACGCGCUAGUGCCGGGUCAGACAAUUCGUCUGACGAGCUUGAGACCCAGAAUGUGCCUUCAGCGGCUGCGAAAGCUGGGAACGAUAGUUCACCGCGGAUUAAGCUGGCCGCUUCACAGUCCGCCGACAUGAUGAACAGGGCUCCCACGGCUCAGAGCGCCGCCCCCUCCCUCAAAUCCUCCUCCAUCGACUUCACCACCUCCCGCGUGUCCUCCAUCGACACCAUCACCUUGCCCGCCCAGAAUCUCCCUACCAACUGGAACACCAGCCAAACCAUCCUCAACAACUAG